AUGGUGACGACGAAGUCGUGGCUCACAGCCCUACCAGUGCUGGCUUCAGCUAUCACUUCUGUAUCUGCCACUGUGACUUGUGCAACAGAACAGGCGGAUGUCUUUACCAAUCCAUCCUUUGACGACGGCUUGACAGGGUGGGUAGCCUCAUCCUCGGCGGGCAGUGUCGCGGAGAAUUCUCUCACCAAGGCGUAUUAUUAUUCAAUCGAUGCGAGUACCUCCAUCCAGUACCUCAAACAAGAGCUCACCGGUCUCGAAACUGGCAAAUCUUACACUCUUUCAACAUCGUACUUGUUGACCAAAACCUCGAGGGGAGCUUCAUACCAAAUUGGUUGUGACCUGAUCUUUGCCAAGGACACGGAUGUCGCCUCAAACUACAUCGCUUCAACGUUCGUUUGGGCACAGACAGUCAGCACCAGCAAUCCCUAUACCACAUGGACGACUACAUGGCAGCCAACCAGUGAAAAUGAAGCCCUGAUAAGUUUGCACUACCUCGACCCCGUCAGCCACUUCUACUUUCACUUCUACUUCUACUUCUACUUCUACUUCUACUUUCACCUCUACUUCCACCCCCACUCCUACUCCCACUUCUACCUCAUCGAAGAUGUCUUCCUCGUCAAUCAUCUCAUCCGUGCCGAAAGUGUCUUCCGCUGCCGUGUCCAGCGCCCAGUCCUCGUCCCAUGCAAGCAGCGCUCAAAUCUUCACUGCUUCCUCAACUCCCUUCCUGUCGCGUUCAGUGACUCCCAGUCUCCGUCCAUUGGCAUCCUCCUCGGCCACUCCAUCUUUAGUGACUAUUUCCCGUGGAGCAGCAUCAAGAACUCCUUCCCGUGCUGUAGCUUUGCCGUCUCCCUCUCCACUACAGUUUCUGUGGUCGCUUCCGGUGCGGAUGUUGCUUCAACUAUCUCGGGAGCACUUGGUGGUACGCAGACUGCUUCAACUAUCUCGGGAAUCGUUACUGGCACCGAGACUGCUUCAACCAUCCCGGGAUCUGUUUCCGGUAAGAAGGCAGCAUCGACUAUUUCUGUCAGACCGGGAUCACCCACAACCGCCUCUUUCUCGACUUCCACCGUCCUGACGACCACCACCCGAACGGUGACUGCCUGCCCCAGUACGGUGACUGAUUGUCCCGCAUCUGCGCGCAGCACCUUCCUCACCACCGAGACCCUCGUAGCAUACACCACCGUGUGCCCCGUCACGGCGACACAGCAUACGGUGGAGCCCACCGGUGUCACCGAAACGGGUGAGAUACAAUUUGCAUCUAUCCCAAUGACAACCUCCACUAUUUUCAGCACCCGCACGUCAACAAUCACAGCAUGCCCUUCCACGGUCACCAACUGCCCCGCAAGCGAGAAAAGUACUUACCUCACGACCGAAACGGUAGUUGUCUCGACAACCGUCUGCCCCGUGGAAGAGGCAGCCUCCGCAACCCACACCUCUGCAACCUCUGCAGCCUCAAACACGGAGAUCGUUAUACCGGGCCAUGCCGUCGCAACCGCAUUCACUUCCACCGGCGAAUCAAGUACUGGAUCCUCUUCUUCCGGUGAAUCUGUCGCCGGAUCUUCUUCCUCUGGCUACUUAUCCGGCACCGCACCGCAAGGAGCUGAGAUCGGCCAUGGUGAUCAUCAUCAUCAUGACUCCAAGACUGGUGGCGUCUCAUCCGGAACCACUGUUACAACUAUCUCUGCCCCUGAAAUCACUCUGGGACCGGAUGGUGGCUCAUUUGCAUUGACUGAGACUACUGGGAUUGUUGUCGUUGUGAUCGAAUCAGAGACUAUCACUUUGACUCUUCCUACUGUUGUUGCGGCAGUUGAUACCGCUACUCUUGGCGGUUCCAAUACGACCAAGACGCUUGUUGGAACUGCUACUCAUGUACUUCCUGUUGCUCAGGCCACGGGAUAUGGAAGUGGUAGUGCUAGUGGAAGUUCCAGCAGUGGAAGCUCGACCGGCUCCAGUGGAAGUGGAUCUAGCAGUGGCAGCGUUAGUGGAAGCACCGGUGCGAGUACCGGUAGUGGAAGCAGCGGCAGCACUGGUAGUGGAAGCCCCAGCAGAAACACUAGCGGAAACGGCAGUGGCAGUGGCAGCAGUAGCAGCAGCGGAAGCUCCAGCGGAAGUGCCAGCAGUGGCAGCACCAGUAGCAGUGAAAACACCAGCGGUACCAGCAGUGACAGCACCUUCAGUAGCUCUUCCGGCAGCUCCUCUUCUGGCAGUACCUCUGGCAGUACCUCUGGCAGUACCUCUGGCAGUACCUCUGGCAGUACCUCUGGCAGCACUUCUGGCACUACUUCUGGCAGCAUUACCGGUAGCAGCGACACCACCGGAUCCGAAACCAGCAACACUGACUCAACUAAAAUCUCGACUGAAGUCGGUGGGACCCAACUCCCCACCCAGGCUGGCGUCGCUGCAGAGGAGACCUCAUCCGCUGCUAGCAUUGGCGGCGGUGCCGGUCCAGCCCACGAAGGCUCAUCAGGUUCAUCUCAUGAGAAUGGCAACACCGGGUUCGCUACCGCUGCAGCCUCCGCAGCCUCUUUUCCGGCUCACAGCUCGUUUUCAUUUGUUUCCUCUGCUUCGACGUCUGCAUCUGCCUCCUUGGGAGCCAGUGGGUCUGCAAAGAGCUCUUUCUCUACCACGGCCGGUGCCCCUGCUGCUCUUUACACGGGCGGCGCAUCGACUAUCCUCACUGGCACCAUGAUGACAGCGGUGUACGUGGCUCUGGGUAGCGUUUCAGCCAUGUUGCUUCUGAUCUAGGUUCGAUGAGGAUGGAAUCGUUUCUUCAUUGGGAAUUUAUGGCAUUCUGGACGAUCUGGCUUCUGAAUGUACACGGAUUCCCAGGGCAUGGUGUAUAAUAAUCUUUCCGGUGGGAUCUCGCCAGAUAUACCCCCAGGAUGAAUGAUGUGGAAUUUAUGAAUGUAUUUAUAACU
This is a messenger RNA of Aspergillus heteromorphus CBS 117.55, 2918 nucleotides long. RefSeq lists its product as uncharacterized. The coding region runs from base 1 to 2745 and encodes 914 amino acids. The record is from RefSeq and is a predicted model, not a curated record. NCBI's taxonomy places the organism in Eukaryota, Fungi, Ascomycota, Eurotiomycetes, Eurotiales, Aspergillaceae. The transcript is spliced from 4 exons.